This is a messenger RNA of Clonostachys rhizophaga, 2508 nucleotides long. NCBI's taxonomy places the organism in Eukaryota, Fungi, Ascomycota, Sordariomycetes, Hypocreales, Bionectriaceae. The record is from the annotation of a GenBank genome assembly.
AUGGCCAGGUCGGAAAGCGCCUCGCCUACGCCCGAGGAUGGCAUUAUCCAUCCCUCCUUUGACUACACCGACGGCUCGGAGCUGAGCGACCAGGGAGAGCUCAAUGAGCCAGUGCGGGGUGCCCCAAAAUCCGGUGAUGCGAAGGACAAACCCAAGGCCAAGAAAGUGAACGGUGAAGGCCAGAACGACGCCAGCGGUUCAGCGGAGGGAACGACACGCAGUGGCCGAAGACUGGAGCAACGUUCUUACAUUGCGCAUCUGGACGAUGAUGAUGAGGAUGACGACGACGACGACGACGAACUCGGUGAUGAUGAGGAUGAAGAAGAUGAUGAUAACUCGGAAGAAGAUCUUGAAAUCCAAGUCGGCGAUGUCGACGACGACGAGUUAGAAGACGAUGAUGACGAUUCCGAUGACGACGAGGAAGACGAUGACGAAGAUGAGGACGAUGAAGACGACGACGAGGACGACGAGGAUGAGGAGGAAGACGGAGACCAGGACGAUUCAGAUAACGAGAGCGUCAAGACUGGCCAGUCCGUCCACCUCUCUUCCAAGCAAAAGGGAGAGCUUGGCGCUUGGAUCAAGUUUUCACAAGAUCCCCCACCAAAUGUUGAGGAUGCUAGUGACAGAUGCAAAGAGCUGUAUGGCUACGGCAUCUCUGAGCAUGAUAAGAACGACGUAGAAGAGUAUGUUGUCGAAAGGAUACUCAACGGUCCUCCUCUCAAAAGAGACCGCCUCAUGGUUCCUGGCUUCGGACUCCCCAUUAUCUACAAGGUUAAAAGCCCUGAAGAGCGUGCACCAUUCCUCCUGGGACUUGAGGACGAGGAUUGGGAGGCUGUGACGCUUACCAACCGAGAAGUCUGCAUGCUGAAGUUCAUUGAGGACAUCACCAACAAACCCAGCUGGUGGAAGAAGGUCCGGGAUCCGCGAAUUGCCAAGAAGUGGAAGGAGGAGGUGGUCAAGAUGCCCUGGGCUCAAUAUCGCAAAUAUGGAGAUUUCACUGAGCAAAUGGCGGAUGUUGCCAUUGAGGAGCUUCUGAAGAAAGCAGACUUAUAUGAGGAAACCGGCCUUGUCCCUAUAUUCGACUAUUCGGCCUGUGUCAUUAAGUCGGACAGUCUUAUGACCGACGAAAUGGCCGCAGCAUUGAAGGCUGCUGUGGCGCCACUUGAGAAAGUUGAUGAAUCUCUCAAAGACUGGCACCCUGGCAGCGACAACCAAGUUCUGGACCUGGUCCAUCCCUCUCUCUGCCCCUUAGUCUAUGGGCUCUCUCGUGUGGUCCCCGAGAAGCGCAUCCCCCUUAGCGACUGUCUUGAGUACUGCGGUACUGGUGUCACCGUCCCCGUGCCAGAAGUACCAGAGGUCCCCCGAACAUCAUGGGACACAGAAAACUACCUCGAUUCACAUGCUUUAUCUCGCCGAUUCCAAUGGCUCCCUUGCGAUGUUGAGUUGAGUGGUGAUAAGCCUCGCAUCGACAGCUAUAUCAAUAACUUACAUCCCGUCGAGCACAAGGCAUUGUACCCUGUGAUCGAGCAGUUCAUUGAAAAGUCCCUCCCUGCCUGGGACCUUGUAUGGAGGUGGCCUGAAGAGUUCCAAACUCAGCGUAUUGUUGUCGGGGAUAUCGAGCACAAGUGCAAAGUCCCCGAUAUCUGUGGCGAUUAUUGCUCGAUGACGAACAGACCAGGCUACGAGGAUAAUGAAGACGCAGAGGACGCCGAUGAACUUAACGAGCAGUGGUGGGAUUCGACACACGAUCUUGUCGUACCGGACGCUGACUCUGAGAUGGAGGAAGUCGUCCAGGUAGACGCAAAGGAGGUCCUAUCGACUGGCUUUUUCGACAACGCCACUCGAGCUCAGGUCAUCGUAAAGUUGGCCAAUAUUCAUCUUACACCAGAAAACCCCAAAUAUAAGGGUGGCUCAUGGCAUGUGGAGGGCCAAUACAACGAGCACAUUUGCGCGACAGCCCUGUAUUACUACGAUACCGAGAACAUCACAGACUGCUACUUGGACUUCCGCACCCAGGCCGAUGAGGAGGAGCUCAGCCAGGAGCUAAACUACGCCCAGGGCGAGUUCCACCCCAUCGAGCAGCUAUUCGACAUCGACGCGGAGGGACACAAGCUGCAGACCAUUGGGAGCGUGCUCACCCGCGAAGGCCGGGCGGUGUUCUUCCCCAACGUCUACCAGCACCACGUCAGCCCAUUCGAGCUCGCAGAUAAGACAAAGCCCGGUCACCGCAAGAUCCUGGCACUCUUCCUGAUAGACCCGCAGGUUCCAGUCCUCUCAACAGCCAACGUUCCUCCGCAGCAGCAGGCAUGGUGGGACUUGUCCAAGGCGCCGAUUCUGGGCAAGCUUCCGCCCGAGUUGAUGGAGUCGGUGAAGAGGGAUGUGGAGUUCCCGAUUGGCACUGAAGCCGCAAAGAAGCUUCGGCUGGAGCUGAUGGAGGAGCGGAAAGCAAAAUUGAAGGACACUGAUACGCAUUUCAAAAAUAUGGAAUGGGGUUUCUGUGAGCACUAG